UCUCCCUGUAUUUGUGUGCGGGGUGAUUGCAUGGAAUCGCGUUCAUGUUUGGGAACAUCCGUGUAAAGUCAGAUUAGUAUUUUUAUCCAGUGUUUUAUUAAUUACUCGUAAGUCGUCAAGUUCGCGGGGAUUCAUCAGACAACAGCGAUGGGCAAGAAAGACAAACAGUUCCAAAUCGGUGAUUUGGUUUUCGCCAAAGUUAAAGGUUAUCCGCCCUGGCCGGCGAAAAUUACCAAGAUUGCGAGCAAGAAAUACAAUGUCUACUUCUAUGGAACGGGAGAAACAGCUAAUAUCAAACUUGAGGAUCUCUUCGGCUAUGUGGAUUCUAAGGAGAAAUUUGCGACUGAAAAAAACAUGAAAAGGAACAACUUCCGCGAAGCGAUGGAACAAAUUGAAGCAGCGUUGAAUGGCGAAGAUUCGGCUCCAAUAAGUAUGGAAGCGUUAAGGCAGGAUAUUAACGAAGUUCCAGAAAACAAUGAAGCUGAUGAGUCGAAAAUCGAUCAAACUUCCUUGGAUGCUGAUGAUACAUUGGUGACGAACGAUACUUUGAAUGACUCUGCAGUACCUGAUGUGGAUAAAUCAACGGUAAACACAACAGUUUCAGAAACACCUAUCAAGGAUACAGAAAUCACCAGUCGAAGUGGGCGUAAAAUAAAACCUAAAAGGUAUAUUGACGAGGACGAGCCACCUGCAGUGAGGCGACGCACCACUUCUGAAAAUACCCCUGUCAGACCCAGCAAAAUUGCAAAGAUUGACAACAAUGUGGAGGAACAGAAGGAAAAAGUUUCCUUGACGGAAAUUUCGUCCAACACAAACAAAGUAGAUUCAAUUGAUAAGGACACAGGAGUCAACGAUUCUAAAAAACAACCACCCAUUACAGCAACGAGUACACUUAUCACAAAACCCGAAAAGCAUAAGAAUCUUCUGUUAGCCAUCACACCAGAUGGGAAAUGUGUUGGAGUUAAAUUAGAUAAGAACAAACCCGAUUCCUUUGCGAGUGAUUCGGACCGAAUAAGCUGGCAAAAGAGCACAGCUAAAGCGGCAUUUAAACUCAAAGAGGACAUCGAGAGUGGUAAAACCGAUAUAGGAUCAGUUAGGGAGCAAUUAGAUCUGAAUCCAAAUGUACCAAUCCAUCAAAUUGAAAGAAUGAAACACGACAUGGGAAUUGCAGAAAACAUUUCGCAGCAAAAAUAUUUGUCACUGGAAAGGACACUCAUCGACAUGAAUUUAAAAAUAAAGUCUACAGUUGGAUUGACGAAAGCAGAUGUUGAUAAAUGCUUGGAACUUCUGGACGAAUAUAGAGAGCUUGAAAUCACACCACUUAUGCUUAAGAAGAAUCCGCAUUGUGUGGAAACAAUGAAACGGUUACGACGCUACGUGGGCAAUUUGAAAGAAUGGAAAAUUUCAGAUGAGGAGAAGUUGCAAUUUUUAGAGAAGGCCGAGAAAAUUAGACAAAAGUCAGAAAGUAUUUAUAAUAAUUUUAAGAAAAUGUUCACAAUUCCCAAAGGAAAAUCCUUCUGGGAGGCGUUUACAGAAGAAGUGGAGGACUUCAGAGAGAGAACAAAGUCACUGAGCGCGGACGAGAAAGUAACGCUAAUAGAGGAACCCAUUCGCUCCGAACCUGAACGUGUUGAAGCAGAUAAUGGACAGAAUGAAGAGGAUCAGCAGCCAAACUCGAAAAAUGAUGAGGAAAAUAGUGAUUCAAAUAACGUUACAACCGAAAAACUGGCCACUCCUGUUGAAACAACUGAAGUUAAUUGAAUUCAUGCACGUUUGAAUUUUCUUAGUUCAAUAAUAUCUAGUAAUUUGUAAAUACAUGCGAAGUUUUGUAUAAUUUCUGUUUAUUUAGACGAAUUUAUUUCCAGUCAUCUUCGAGCUUUUCCUUUCGUUUCCCUUUAAUUUAAUUCAAUGCAAAUAAGAUCCGUUGGCUGGGUUUUAAUUUGUAGCAAUAACAAGAGCUAGCUAACGUGGUUGAAUAGGUAUCUCGAAAUUGUUUAUCUGGUAAAUCAUUUCAGCAUUUUCUGCUCAAUUGCAUUCAACAUGUGUAACGGGAUUUUGAUAUUUAAAUAUAUUAACAAUAGUAAUAUAAUAUAUGAGUGGAGGUACAAUUCCCAAGUAAAUAAAUACACAAUUAGACAAAUGACACGAAGGGUUCUCAAUCAAGCGAGAGAGAGGGUCGCAAGACUAGGUCAAGAUUAGAAAAAUUGUAUUAAAUUAAUGUUUUGUUCCCAUUUAUUUUCUUUUCCUUUCUUUGUUUUGUAUGAUCGUGUUUAACAUAAUUUCCCGCAUGAUGUCUGGACUACAUCUGAAACGAAAUGUACGUCAUUUUAAUGUGGUUAUUUUGAUAUUAAAAUACAUCUUUCAAUAUGUAUCGGUUAUGAUGUGAUUGCCAUUAUCGUGUUGUUGUUUUGAGACGUGAAGAUUAUGAAAGAAAUGUAUUUUACGCUUGCAUUUUUCUGAUGUCUGAUCAGCGUAUUAAGAAUAGAUAUCUUUGCGAAGGAAAACAUUUUGGACGCAAUUGCUUGAGAGUAAUUACGCAAUAAUCGGAUUCGUCUUGGAUCUUACUCAUGUAUAUUUGAACUACUAAAAUUAAUAAGGCAGAACGUUCAUUAUUUCUACCAGUAUAAAUAUUUUAAGGAGGUAUUUUAUAAAUAUAAAUCCCAAAAUGAAAUUCAAUCGCCCUCACCACACGCUUGUAAGUGCAGUACAUUUAAUGUACCUUUCUGAAGAAAAAAAAUCACUUUAAUGCAUCUGUAUGAAGAUAGUAUGUAAUAAACAAAUAAUAAACGUUCAAAUUUU
Hermetia illucens (black soldier fly) is the source of this 2799-nucleotide messenger RNA. It is a transcript of the gene Jasper, whose product is annotated as hepatoma-derived growth factor-related protein 2. The record is from RefSeq and is a predicted model, not a curated record. Gene Ontology annotation, biological process: regulation of transcription by RNA polymerase II. The transcript is spliced from 13 exons. Lineage: Eukaryota; Metazoa; Arthropoda; Insecta; Diptera; Stratiomyidae. Bases 148 to 1761 code for a protein of 537 amino acids. Gene Ontology annotation, molecular function: double-stranded DNA binding; transcription coregulator activity. Gene Ontology annotation, cellular component: nucleus.